ACAAGGUGGGUAAAAACAGCUGACAAAAAUUUGUUUCUUCCUUGAACCUUUUUAAACAGUUUCCUUUAAAAAUUAAACAAGUUUGUACGUCAUAAUGAACUUUGUCCACAUAAUGGAUUAGAAAUUUAACAUGACUAUUUGAAAUGGAGAAAGAAAUAAAAAACCAAUCACCAACAGCAUACGAACCAUGUGCCUCUAGUACACCAAGAGUGCCAAAAAAAGGAAUACUCAAUGAUAAAAGGCGAAACAGCGGUUUGUCAGAAAAUGCUAUAGAAUCAGAUGACUCAAAAAAUGAUACAAGUAUUACCAAAAAAACCUUCUGCACCCCCAAAAUAGAAGCCAGCUUUGUUUUGUGUUGUGGAUUUUUAUGCUUUGGAUCAUCCAUGGCAAUUAUAGGUCCAACCGUUUUGGAGCUAGGAUGCCUCACUGGCGAAGAUGUCGGGCAAAUGAGUUGGGUUUUCUUUGCUCAAACCAGCAGUGCUCUCAUGGGUGCUAUAUUUAGUGGAGUCAUUACAGACCGUUUUGCCAUUAAUUAUAACGUAUUUUUAGCAGCCGUUAUGUCAUUCCAUGCAGUAGCACUAGCUAUUUUACCAAUGAUGCGAGUGUUAGGUACACUUUUGCUUUUGACUGCACUUCAUGGAUUAUUUGGAGGAUUUCAAGACACCGCAACGAACCUUAGAAUGAUCAUUAUGCAUGGCCAGGAAGUACCUCCUUAUUUACAGACCUUAUUUUUUUUCUAUGGUUUAGGAGCAUUUUUGAGUCCAAUUAUUGCUGGUAGGUUUUUGAGUGAAGAAUGUAACAAUGGGUUUACUGAUGAUUUAAUGGAGUUUGCAUUUGUUAGACGUCGGCGGCAUAAUAUGAUUGGAGUCAACCAUUGGAUUAAACAUAGCAAAAGUUCUGAGAUUAUGCUAUCUUUAAAUGCUACCUCACAACCAGCAUCGGUUCUUCCAAAAAUAACGAGUACUCGCGUACAUUAUGCGUAUUUCAUAAUUGCUGCAAUUCACAUAACCGUAACAUCAGGGUUGUGGUAUCUAUUUUAUGUAGAUCGUAAAAGAGAGCAGGAAGAACGAAGAAGAAGCUUAUCAGAUAGCGAAGAAGACUCUGUUGCUUCUCUUAGUGACGAUUCUCUUUCCCGUAGUGAAAGAAGCGAAAUUGAUCCAAAUAUAAAAUCUCAGGUUUUAUGCAUCAGUUUUUGGAUUGCAUCCAUGGUUUUUAUAUCAGACGGAUUGCAAGGUUCCUUUGGAAGCUAUAUUUAUACAUAUGCUAUUAAAAGCAACAUUGGCAUCUCGCACGACGACGCAGCCUAUUUAAAUAGCUUGUUUUGGGGAGCUUUAGCUGCAGGAAGACUUUUAGCAAUUUUCGUAUCAAUGUACGUUUCUCCUCGUAUAAUGCUUCUCGUAGAUAUCAUAGGAUGUUUAUCUUCAAUAUUGCUAAUGUUUCUGUUCAGAUUUCAAGCAAUAUCGCUAUGGAUUGGUACAGCAACUUUCGGUCUUUGCUUGAGCAACAUAUUUCCAACUAGCGUUUCAAUGGCAGAAAGUUAUUUUAGAUUGACCGGCACAAUAACAUGUUUUUUUGUUGUUUGUUCUGGAAUGGGUGAAAUGACAAUCCCUCUACUGAUCGGUAAACUAUUUGACAUUAUUGGUCCAACAAGCUUUUUAGUAAUAAGCUGCAUUCUGUGUUUUGCAUCGUUCGGUAUAUAUGCUGCUGUUAUCAUCACUGGUCAAGGAAUAUCUCGAGCAAUAGAGGAAAGUCGGAGAUCAUCGUUAACUAUCUCUUCUAAAAACUCACCAGUAAAUAAACCUAAAUUACCGCAAGAACAAGCAGAGACACAUCACUUUAAUAGUGAAGACUUAACUAGCUCAGAAAAAAAACCUAUCUAAAUUUUUUAAAUUUAUCUAGAAAUAUUAUUAGCAAUUUAUUGUAGCAAAAAAAAAAAAAAAAAAAAAAUAGUUUGAUAUUAUUAAAUAGGUACUAAUUCACACAAACUAACAUAAAUGCAAUGUUUUUAUACUAUUUUAUAUAGUAAUUUCUAUAAAUUAUUAUUAAUAAUAAAAGACAGUAAAGAAUUAAAACUGAGAUUAAUAAUAAACUUAAACUUAUAAAAAUAUUUUCAAAUUUUAUAUUAUUAGAUGAGUAAAAAUUUUUCA
This is a messenger RNA of Hydra vulgaris (swiftwater hydra), 2147 nucleotides long. RefSeq names its product major facilitator superfamily domain-containing protein 4A. Gene Ontology annotation, biological process: transmembrane transport. NCBI's taxonomy places the organism in Eukaryota, Metazoa, Cnidaria, Hydrozoa, Anthoathecata, Hydridae. The record is from RefSeq and is a predicted model, not a curated record.